Dendronephthya gigantea is the source of this 4045-nucleotide messenger RNA. Its product is annotated as golgin subfamily A member 6-like protein 22. The transcript is spliced from 11 exons. Gene Ontology annotation, molecular function: protein binding. The record is from RefSeq and is a predicted model, not a curated record. Bases 33 to 3752 code for a protein of 1239 amino acids. NCBI's taxonomy places the organism in Eukaryota, Metazoa, Cnidaria, Anthozoa, Malacalcyonacea, Nephtheidae. Gene Ontology annotation, biological process: signal transduction.
UUAUCAGUGCUCGAGUUAUAACAGCAGCUGGCAUGAAAGACGAAGGUGAAAAGAACCGCUCUGAGAGUCAAAGUGAAGAUACGAAACAAAAGACGGAAGCGAACAACAACAAAAGCAAUCAGGAUAACGGAAGCAGCAAAAAGGAAAGCGACGAAAACGUUCCGUCCACUGAACUCGUUUCAGAACUGACAAAAGAAAGAGACGAUUUGAAACAACAGCUUGAAGAUCUUCUUGAGAAAUAUAAUAACGUGGAAGACGAGCUUCAAGUUGUGAAAACUGCAAACAAAGAGCAGGAAGAUGCCAUGAAUAAACUUCAGAAAAGAAACCAGCUUUUGGAAGACAGAAACAUCGCAAACCAGGAGGCUACGCAGCGUUUGAUACGACUAGAAUGCGAGAAAAGAGAAUUGGACGAUAAAUUUGAGCAGAAAGAUAAGAAGUUUAACGAAUUGAGCAAGAAAUACGAAAAAAUUCGCGAGAAAGCUGCAUCUUAUGAUGGUUUAGAAGAGAAGGUGUUGUAUCUAGAGAAAGAACGCAAAACUAGUCAAACACUGUGUAGAAAGUUAGAAGAACAAUUAAAACAAUUGCAAGAAGCUCACGAGGCGCUUAAAUUGAAAGAUUUGAGUGAAGAUAGGACUUCUAUUGCUGAGAGGGAUGAAAAUGGCUCUAAAGGUGCUUCAAACAAACGACACUCUUCAAAUGAAGUUGUAGAUGAAAACGAAAGAAAGUUAUCGUUAAACAAACUUGAAAACAAAGUGGCACAUUUAUCUGAAGAGCUGGACGUAGCUCAGGCUGAGAUUCAGAGACUGAACACGACCAUCAGUUCUCAAGUGGAAGACUUGGAAGAAAUGGAGCGAAUUAGUGAGCAUAAAAAGAAACUGGAAACUAGAUGUAAGGGUCUCGAGGAACAAUUGGUUGAGCUGGAACACGAAGGGACGCAGAGGGAAUACGAGAUCGAUGAAAUGGAAGAGGAUAUACUGGAUUUACAGGGGAAACUUGAAAAGUCUCAUAUGGAGUUACGUACUGUUUUGGAUGAGAAUAAGACGUUAAAACAGCGGCUGGAGGGAGGCGAGAGGACACGCGGAAAGAUAAGGGAUAUUAGUGAGCAUAAUAGGUCAAUGAAGAUGGUUAAUGGUAACGAGGGGGCUUCUGGUGUUGCCAUGAAACCAAAAUUAGAAGAAAAAGAGGGAUCUCCAAAAACGAGGGACAUUGCCGAUCAACACCCAUCUCAUGAGGUCACAAACGGUGACAAAGGAUCACCUAGGGUGAUAACGAGGAAGAGAUCGGCGGAGCGUCACGAGGAAAGAACGACAGAUCGCGUAGCCAAGUCAGCUGGAAUGACGAAUGGCAGAGAAAUUUCCGAUGAUGACGUCGACGACGCUGAUCUCUUUGAAGACGACGGAGUGUUUUCAGAAAAAUAUUAUCAGUUAGAAAAAGAAAUUCAAGAACUUUUGACGGAGAAAUUUGGCGAGGAAGGGAGUCCACGUGAGGGUGAAGAGUCGGCCAGAGGAACUGCGAAUACCGAGGACACUUCAAAUCCCGUAGAUAGAACAAGGCAUAAAACAUCUCUGCCUCAAAACAUGGACAUCAAACAGCUUCGACAGCUCAGUCGAAAACUCAUGAAAGCCAACAAAUGCUUGUUGCAGGUAAACGAAAGACUUCAGAAGGAUAAAAAAGAUAUUGAGCGGGAAAACGAACGACUUGGACAAAAAUUACAAGCGCUGGAGAAAGAAAAUGAUACGUUUAAACGACUGUUUAAGGCCGAAGAUAAACUUAAUUCCGUGGAUACGAUUUUGAGUAAAGACACGAUUGAAGCCUUGAAGGCAGAACUCGGUAGUCAAGGCCAGGAAAUAUCGAAUCUUAAGAAGGUAGAAGAUGUAAAACCAACGAAUGAGAUGGCAGAAAUCUCCCAGAGUGAUGCCGAUAUUCAACUGCUUGAAAUGAAAAUUAAAACGAUGAAAAAUGAUAAAUCGUUGAUGGUAGAUAAAUACGAAAAUGAACUUGAGGAAUCGCAUAACUUUUACGUUGAAGAGCAUCAGAAAUUAAAGAUAUUUUACGAAGAACGUAUCGCAUCGGCUGAGAAGCAAAAUGAAAAUCUCAAAUCUCAAAUCAACGGUUUAAUGUCAUUUAACGACAACAAGAAGAACAAUUGCGAAGUUCACACGAAAGAACUGAACGAUUUGAAGCGUUUGCAUCAGGAAGAACUGCAAGAAGUUGAGAGGAAUUUAGCUUUGACUCUGUCACAACAACUUCACUCGCUUACAAACUUAUCAGAGCAGGAGAAGUCGACCAUUACGAAGGAAAAAGACGCCGAGAUAGCAAAGUUAAGUGACAAUUGUCGAGAGUUGAAAGAGGUUAUAACGAAUCUACAAGAACAGGUUGGAAAUUAUCCAGAACUUUUAGAGAAAUGCGAAGAUUUAGAAAAACAGUUGAACGAAAAGAAAGAGCGUUUCGAUGCUCUAGAGAAAGAAGUUGAACGGCAAGAACAACAACAAUGUAAUAUUUGUGAACGAUUGAGAAGUCGUGUUCGGGAACUUGAAAACGAGCUUGUUGCUUUGAGAAAGCUUGAGGAGGACAACAUCUUACUCGCAGGCGAAAAUGAGAAGCUGAUUGAUCAGUUGGAAACCGAAAAACAGAAAUGUGAUUUGAUGACAAAUAACAAUCAGCCAGACAGCGAGUCUAAACUCGUGAUGGAGGAAUUUCACAACGAGAAGAGCCCAUCAAAAAUAAAAGAAAACUCGAAAAAGUAUUUGAAAAAGCGAGUUUCGCAGCUCGAAAACGAUUGUAAGGAUUUGUGGAAGAAACUACAAAAUGAGGUUUUAAAAAGCAAGAAACAAGAGCUGGAAAUCAAUCGGGAGACGACGGAGAAAGAACGUAUCCUGCAGGAGCUUCACCGAACUCGUAUUUCAAAUAGCCACGAGAACGAUGCUCGUCACAAGAAGGCGAGCGAUGUUUCCAUACACAGUUCAAACAACGAAGACGAAACAGGCUCAAUAAACGAGGACAAAGAUAAUGAUUAUUCUCUGCUGAAAGAAAAAUUGAAGAAGUCCCAAAAUAGGACGCAUUUAUUACAGACUGAGAUAGACAGAUUACGAGAGAGUUAUUCCAAUAAUCUUAGCAAAGAACUGGAAGAUAUGGAGAAUAAAUGGACACAGAGACUAAGACGAGAAUGCAACGCUGUUCAUUCCGAAAUGGCGGAGGAAUUCAGAAAACAAAAAGAAGCCUGGAAGAAAAAGGAAUCUGAACUUCACUGUGUUAUUAAAGAACUCCAAAGUCAAAUCGAGGAAACAGAAAUUGAACGGAAACGCUUAGAAAUUGAACUUAAUGAUAUAAAAUCAAAAAGAGAAAGCGAUAAGAAAACUGCUGAAUAUUAUACGGAGGUUCAGCCUCACGAAAACAGCAAUAGAGAUAGCGCAGCUUUGGAAAAAGAAGAGAGUCAAGCUCAAGAAUACAUCAGUGAUAGGGAUUUGCGUCGUUUGGCUUACAAACUCAAGAAAGAUCAAUGGCUGCGUCUCGCGAAACUUCUUUCACUCUCAGAAGCCGAAAUUCGUGAAAUUGAUCACCUCAAGGUAGGGAAAGAUGAAAAAGCGUUUCGGGUGCUGAGUGAAUGGCGAACUAGUACCGAGGAAGCGAGCGGUAACCAAGUGUCGAAGUUGGCGUUAGCCUUGGAGGAAAUUAGACGCAAAGAUUUAGCGCAGUUUGUCAUGGAACAUUGUAUGGCUGGUAAGAUUAGAAAUAAGUUGGUUGGAACGUAGCCAGAGAUUUGGUUCUUCGUUAGGCUCUUCUCAUAAACAUUUAUUGCGAAGUUUUACAUUGUUUCUAUCAUAAUGGUCCUGAGAUUGUGGUCGCGUUGAUGUUGAUUUGAUAUGAUGGUAAUAUAGGUGAUUUCAUGGUGAAAGUGAUGGUGAUUAUUAUAGUGUGGUGGUGGUGGUGGAGGUGAAGAUAUAAUGAUAGGCGAAAGCAAUAUAAGUACGAGGCCGUUUGGUUUAUUGGCUGUGCAAAGUUCUUAAACCCUAUAUAAAUAAAGAUUACUGAUUGAUUGAUUAUU